Messenger RNA from Cladocopium goreaui, 3240 nucleotides. The record is from the annotation of a GenBank genome assembly. Lineage: Eukaryota; Dinophyceae; Suessiales; Symbiodiniaceae.
AUGGCAGAGGGUAUGUCUCACCUGGUGGCUUUUGUGUACCCCAACCAUCCGCAACAAGAGCAGACCGCAGAGGUGGCAGAGACUGAACCCAUGAGUGGUGAGAUCGUGGCGAGUAUGAAUGAGCAACAAGAGAUCACCAUCAAAGACUUGCAAAAGAGCAUGCAAAUGGGCGUAGAACAAGUCAGCAAACUUCCAGAGCAUCUCGGGCCAAUGCUGCAAGGCAUGCGCGACCUGAAAGGCGCUCUACCCCAUCCUGAUCGAAUUCAGGACGAGAAAACCCGGCAGCACUUUCAAGCUGCUCAUGAUGAGCUGCGUGAGACUCGAGACAAACUUGUGAGCAAAGUGGCUUUGCUUCAGACCCAGGGAGGCACAUGCCGAGGCAUGAUCAUCUCUCUUCAAACACUGAUCCAAAAGCUUUACAGAACUUGUCUCUCACCAUCAUCGCAGAUGAUCAAGUUUGACCCUGCAGCCUUCCGAGAUGAAAUUUCGCAAGUUCGCUCCUUUUCCCAGCAAAUGGCAGAGCAUUUUGCUGGUUGGGGGCAAGCCAGGACUGCAUGUGCAGCGACCUCUGCCCUCACCAAAAUCGAAGUGUUGAUCCCUGCCGCAAAUGCCAAUGCAAUGGUGUCCUCUUCCGAUGAAGCCCUGCAGAAGUAUACGAAAGCAGAGGCAGAUAUCCAGUAUUUAGUUGCUAAGAGGUACCAACAGCAGUACGUUCUCGAUGCCAGCCGAGCACAACUUGAGGAUAUCAAGAAGAAUCGAUCGGCUGAGGAGGAAGCCGUUGAGGACUUGGAGAAGCGAAUGGAGGAAUUAAACAAGCAGACAGCUUUGCUCGAAGAAGCUAGAAAAGGCGAGUUCGACCAUCUCAGGAAGGAAUGUGACGAGCUGAAGACGGAUCUGGCAAAAUGGCAAACUGAAAUGGAGAAACAGAAGAAAGAUGACGUCGAGCAGAAGAAGGAGGAACGGAAGAAGAAGAUGCAGGAGUUUGACAAAUACCAGAACGAAUGUGAGCAGUCGCUUUUUGCCACUCGGGCAUCAGUUUAUGGCAACCAUUUGAUUGUGCUCAUUGACAUGAGCUGGAGCAUGUCAUGUAGUGGGCGAUGGCCAGCGACUUUGACAGCCUUUGAUGCUUUGAAGGCAGCCAGAGGCCCAGAAGGUGCCAACGAUACUAUGAGCUUGGUGCUGUUCAAUCACAUCGCCCGAGUGGAGUUUUCGAAUGAACCGUUGACAGCAGGCAACACAACAUUGUCAGCCACACCUUCAGGAGGUACCUGCUAUGCUCAGGCUUGGCUUGAAGCAAAAAAGGUUGCCCAAUUAACAAGUGAAGCUCAUCGGCCUAUUAUCAUCAUGAUGACGGAUGGCGAAACAUCAGAGUCUGAUGUUGCAGCGGCAGCCGCCACUGCCCAAGAAGUCCGCAAUCUCCAUUCAGGCUUGAUUACGUUCGCCAUUGCCUUGGGACAAGACGUGAAGAAGGGGAAACUUGAGCCCAUUGUGAAGGCAGGGAAUGGCGGAAAUGAUAUUCAUUGCUUCGGCAAUCAAAAAGUCCCCCUUUUGGCCCAAGCAACCACACGAACACUGCCCAAGACCUUCAGAAAGAUUGCUUCAACGGUAAGUAUGAAAGAGUACGAGAUGAAACGACAGCUUCAGCUCUUGGAAGAGCAACGAAGUGACCAGCAGAAGCAAAUGGAGCAAUCUCUCGAAGACCUCAACAAAACGCACAAGAUCUUGAACGACAGUGCGGUCGAAAGCAGCCGAGUCCUUCAGGAGGCUAAGGAACAAGAUUCAAUCAAGAGACAGGAGAUCAUUGACCGCCAGAUUUCGCAUUGUGAGGAUUGUCGACGUCACCUAUUAGAGAAGAUCAAGCAAAAGAAGCAAACCAUCAUGGUCUUGAGGGGGCAAGAAGUUGCUUAUGAGAAGGACUCCAUCCCCAAACUAGAAGAGCAACUACAGGCCACAGAGCAGAACUAUGAGGACUCAAAAGAGGCACUCAAGAGCUUGCAAAAGUCUACGGGCUCUGGGCAACUUCAAAAGAUUGCAGCAGAACGUGAGAGGUUGCUAAAACAGGUUGGCACUAACAGUGAUUCGGAGAUGGCUUCCUUGUUACAGAAUGUGCAAAAAUACAUCGGGAUGCGAGAUGCGGAUCGGGUACAAACCUGCGCGACUGAAAGCUUUGCUGGCAAUCUCAAAUGCUUUACGCACACUCUUGCCAAUGUUCUUGAGGAUCCCUGCCACGCCCAGAAGACUCCUUACGUUUGCAAAUAUGACUACAUCAUGGAACACUAUCUCAAAGAACUGGGAGUUCCAGUCAAGGUUCCAAUGAAUUCAAGCAGCAACUUCAAAAAAGUGUUGCAGUACCACUGGAGUCAAAUGGUUGUUGGCAGCACAGAGGGGACUCAGGUGGACCCAAAGACCUUGGAACUCAUUGUGAAGAAGGUCGACCCUCUGGAGCUGUGUGAACUGCUGGAUGCAGACCCAAGGCAGGAGACAGAAGCCCUGAACAUCUUUGGGAAAAGCAUGGAGCAGGAGUUGAUGAAUUCCACGGCGGGGUUCAGAAAGUGCGUUGCAAAGAUUGACAAGGAGAAACAAAAGAAGAAUCAUCUUGAAGAAAAGCUCGAGAGGCUGGAGGAGAAGAUUCGGCUUAGUAAAGACAAGCAUGAUUCGGCAGCCUCCAGCGGUGACCUCUUGGAUCUGGAGCAAGUCGAAAAGCAAGAAAAAGCACUUGAGGAUCUCGAAGGAAAGCUGGAAGAGCUUACUGACAAGGUAGACGAAGUUGCGUCUACGAUCAAAACCCUUGAGGAAGAGAAGAAGGAGGCCCUGUGUGAAGAUGGACGCUUGCCGAUCGCCAAGGAUUUGCUGAAGCACACCCUCCGUGGACUCCAAAAAGCGUACCACUAUCGCAUGUCUAUGUGGCAAAAGCACUGCCUCAUGGUGCACUUCGAGUCGAUGAAAAAUGUUGUGGAGCAAAUGCAGCAGUGCAUCCAGGUGGCUGAGCAAGGCAAUGCAGUUCUAUCAGAGCAUGCCAUGCUUCACCAGACUGCAGCCGUGGCACCCAAUCCCCAGCUGAGAGUCCUCACGGACUACCGAGUUGGUGAGCUGGAACCAGAGAUGAUUGACUAAAAGGCGUUGAAGGAUUGGACACAAGGAGCUCGAGUCGAGGUGAAGUCAAAGUCUAGUAGACUUAAAGUCUAGAUAGGUUGUAGCUGCAACUCUGAUAGCAUAGUGAGCAGUUUCAACAACUAGAAG